This is a messenger RNA of Aureobasidium subglaciale EXF-2481, 537 nucleotides long. RefSeq lists its product as uncharacterized. Bases 1 to 537 code for a protein of 178 amino acids. The transcript is spliced from 3 exons. The record is from RefSeq and is a predicted model, not a curated record. Lineage: Eukaryota; Fungi; Ascomycota; Dothideomycetes; Dothideales; Saccotheciaceae.
AUGACCCCUGCCGCAAGACCUCCGCCGCACUUCAGACGCUGUUCGUUGAGGUCUGCGGUCGGCAGAGUUGCUUCGUUCACCUCCUCGCUUGGGGAGAACGCAGACCUCGUAGCCAGCGCUCUGAUGGUCGUCCAGCUGCCCAAGGAGCACGACGGCACCUCCAGGGCUCUUGGAUACACCGCCUCAUUCAGGGCCUUCAACGUCUCCUCUGCCAUCCCCGACACCUACGGCGACAAGGCCACCAUCAUCCGCCCUUCCGUAGAGAAGAGCCUUCACAUCACCGACGUUCUGCACUGGCUGAAAACCCCCUUUGGCAACGGAGUCUUUGCUCUGCUGAUUCAGAGCGACUGGAGGAAGUUGGCUUUCGUAGUCCAGGCCUUCCGCGUCCAGAAAACCCUUCGCCACCUGGUCGCAGAGAGCCCCUCGCUCGUGAAGGUCUGCAAGGGUGCACAUACCAAUGUUCAGUCCUGCGGUCAAGUAUCGCUGCAACUCUCAACGUUGCAAUUGGGAAUGAUUUGUAGCAAGGGAAAAUUGUGA